Molecule: messenger RNA, 1175 nt
Organism: Paramecium octaurelia
Lineage: Eukaryota; Ciliophora; Oligohymenophorea; Peniculida; Parameciidae
Source: the annotation of a GenBank genome assembly
UGACACACUAGAUGAGUUAAUUAACAUCAAACAAAGGAAAUAUCUAUGACGAAAAUGCAAUGAGUGAUGAAAAAGGGAAGAUAAAAUCGCAAACCUUAUAAGUGUAUGUAUCACCAAAUGAAUAACCAACACUAUUGAGCUAGAAUUUUGUGUAUGAUGGAUUUAAUACUCCAAAAGUAUGAAUCAAAUUCUACUAUUCAGAUUCCGUGUUUGUAUCAUAAAGGAAAUAUAUUAACUAAUUUUUGUUCAUGCAUUUAGUGCUUACUACCAUUAUGUCCUUAAUGUGUAGAAGAGCACAUCAAAAAACAUAAGAUUGAAUAGACCUCCAAUAAAAUUGAAUGUCUGGAGAAUGUCUUAAAUACUGUUUAUAAAGAUAUUGUUUAAGAAAGUUUAAAUAUUAUCCUAACCUAAUUAGCUAAUUUCUUUGCCAAAAGUUAUUUUGAUUUGAAAAACAAUGUUGAUAGCAUGGCUUAUGCAACAGAUAAUACUAUUAAUAAAUUACUCGACAUUUAAAAUCGUAUCAUCAGAGUUGUAGAACAAUUCUUUAAGUCGUUGAUCAAUGAUGUGCAAAAUAAACAAAAAAAGAAUUAAUAAAAUCAAGAGAAGGAUGCUGAAUCACUCAAACAGUUGGUAUUCAUUGCAUAUGACUUUAUAGGUAUAAUAAAGAUGGUCAUCUCACGUAACCUUUUUGGAAACAUUGAAUUCUGAAAAUAGUAUGACAUCAGUUAUUCAAUUCUACGGAACAUCCUUACUUGAAGACAAUGAGAAGUACUUCAAUAUCUUGGAUGAAUACUCAAACAGAUUUGAGUAGGUUACAUCAGAUAUCAUUUUCCAUUAAGAAAAAGCGUAAUUCAUAAUGAAUAUCAUCAUAUAGAAUAGAAAUUGCUGCCCAUCUAAGUCACAUUGUCAAAAUUAGACAUAAUGAUGUACCUGAAUUUAUUAAAAUCCACACUCUACCAAGUCCAAAUAUAUCAGAUGCUGUUUCCUUCCACUCUAAGACACCUAGUCAUAUCAAACCAUCACAACCCCUAUAUCCAUCUAUCUAGUAGCCUGCAUUCAGUCCCCCCUAACAUGUGAUUACAGGAGCCACUAGAAUACUUGAUAGUGGUACAUUUUACACAGACAAACGAUAUACAGACUCAUUGAAUAGGCUUCCAUAGUAUUAAAUGAGAUGA